This is a messenger RNA of Salvelinus namaycush (lake trout), 1338 nucleotides long. It is a transcript of the gene pou2af2b, whose product is annotated as chromosome 12 C11orf53 homolog. NCBI's taxonomy places the organism in Eukaryota, Metazoa, Chordata, Actinopteri, Salmoniformes, Salmonidae. The record is from RefSeq and is a predicted model, not a curated record. Gene Ontology annotation, molecular function: POU domain binding; DNA binding. The transcript is spliced from 7 exons. The coding region runs from base 1 to 1338 and encodes 445 amino acids.
AUGCCGCUCUGGUCUGGUGGAAGUUUCGCCGCCGUGUUGGCUCUCCACAGCCGACUGGCCAGUGCUAGGCAGGGGUUCCAUCCCCAAAGGGGUCUCCUCCUUCCCUGGAGAACGGAGCUGAUCUCGACUCAACCAACCAGCCAUGGAGGUUCAGAUCCUCGGAGCUCCCAGCUUCACCAGACCGUGAGGCUGCCUGAGAGACCGGCCCAUUCAACAUCAUCAGCUGUCAUCCUAGGCAGCUCUAUGACGGUCAGCGGUCAGGAACCUCCAGAGACGGUCAGCGGUCAGGAACCUCCAGAGACGGUCCGCGGUCAGGAACCUCCAGAGACGGUCCGCGGUCAGGAACCUCCAGAGACGGUCCACGGUCAGGAACCUCCAGAGACGGUCCACGGUCAGGAACCUCCAGAGACGGUCCACGGUCAGGAACCUCCAGAGACGGUCCACGGUCAGGAACCUCCAGCGACGGUCCACGAAUACUCCAAAAGAGUGUACCAGGGUGUCAGGGUCAAACACACUGUCAAAGACCUCCUGGCAGAGAAGAGACAGAGACAGACAAGUGUUCCCAGGUUCAACGCUGGGACAAGUAAUUCCCAGGCAGCCUUUGUGCAGAUGCCAGGAUCCCAUAUGCUUCCUGGUUACUAUAGCAUGAGGAGGCCCCCCUACCUGACUGACUCAGACUUCAGCCCGUCCACUAAACAGUACUCCUCAGAUCCCUACAGCUCAGCCCUGGGGGGAAAGGCCCUCUCCUUCGACCACCCCUCCACUUACCCUGCCUAUAUUGACAGCUACUAUACACCCGAGUCAUUUGGGGACUACCGUGGUGCCACAGCCUUCUCUACCAGCGGAGGAUCCCUCUUCCCCACCUCGUCUCUACCUCAUCUGCUACCACCUCUCCCUGGGGAAUCAUCAAAUCUCCUCCUGAGAGACUCUUGGGAGCAGUCUGACGGACACUCAGUGAGCCAGGAUGAGGUCCUGUGUUCCGAGGGCCCAGUGCCCACCACAGCCUCCUCUGGCCUGGCUUCGCCUGACCCCGACAGCACCUCCCUCUAUCGGCUGAUACCUGGCCGUAGUGGAGGAUCCACCCUGUCCGGCUCCCAGCCCUACUCUCUACACCCCCUGGAAGAGGUGCACUACCCUGGUGCCUCGUACAGCCCCUCAUCCAGCUACCCCUCCAGUUACACAUAUUUGACAUCCCCAGGGGAGACUCCAGGGGUCAAGGUAUCACCUGUGCCCUCGGAGGACCCUGGCAGUGUAGCCGCCACCCUCAGUGAUGCCUCGUGGGCCAAGGAUGACGGCACUGGCUCUUGGUUGCCAUAUGAACCCAGGAAGGCCUAUUGA